Molecule: messenger RNA, 2390 nt
Organism: Syngnathoides biaculeatus (alligator pipefish)
Lineage: Eukaryota; Metazoa; Chordata; Actinopteri; Syngnathiformes; Syngnathidae
Gene: tob1b
Product: transducer of ERBB2, 1b
Exons: 2
Coding region: 429-1427 (332 amino acids)
Biological process (GO): regulation of gene expression
Cellular component (GO): cytoplasm; nucleus
Molecular function (GO): transcription corepressor activity
Source: RefSeq, a predicted model, not a curated record
CGCCAUCACGCUUUAAAGGGCAGAGUUGUACCAACUCCCAAGCAGUGGGGAGUUAGCCGAGCUGAAUUUGGGGGAUCGUAAGUCAGCUACCAAAACCUCAGAGAACAAGCCCGCCUGGAAAUGUCGACGUAAUUGUUUUAUACUUUGCUGUGUAAACGCUGCACUUUGAAAGUCUGUCAGAAGCCAAGCGCAAGCCUGCUAUUGCAAGAAGUCCGUACACUAAUUUUCCAUGAUCCAGAACCUCACGCCCUUUCAGUAAGGAUAUUCAUUUGAGCACUAAGAACCUGACCUUUCCUCUUUGCCUUCACACAAGUCACUGCUGCCUUGAAGGUCCCCCCCCCCCCCCACCCCACCCCACCCAGUGCUGUGGAAGGAAAAAAAAAAAAAAAAAAAAACUGAAACGGAAAUUCUUUGCCACUAAAGCAGCUAUGCAGCUUGAAAUUCAAGUAGCACUCAACUUUAUUAUUUCUUACUUAUACAAUAAACUCCCUCGACGACGUGUCAAUAUCUUUGGUGAGGAACUGGAGAGCCUGCUGAGGAAAAAGUAUGAAGGCCACUGGUAUCCGGAUAAGCCAUACAAAGGUUCGGGGUUCCGCUGCAUCCAUGUCGGGGAGAAGGUGGACCCAGUGGUGGAGCAGGCAGCAAAAGAGAGCGGGCUGGCCAUCGAAGAUGUCCGCAAUAACCUCCCUCAGGACCUUAGUGUGUGGAUAGACCCGUUUGAGGUCUCUUACCAGAUCGGUGAGAAGGGAGCGGUCAAGGUGCUGUAUGUGGAUGAUAACGGUGAGAAUGGCUCUGAGCUAGACAAGGAGAUCAAGAACAGCUUUAAUCCUGAGGCUCAGGUCUUUAUGCCGAUCGCAGAGCCCGUGGGGGCUUUGUCGGAAUCCAGCUCGCCCUCCCCUCCUUUUGGGCAGUCGGCAGCUGUCAGCCCUUCAUUUGUGCCGCGCUCGGCCCAGCCGCUUACCUUUACCACCGCAACUUUUGCUGCCACCAAGUUUGGCUCCACCAAGAUGAAGAGUAACGGCCGCGGCAACAACUGCGCCAAUGGCGGCAGUAGCAACAAGGCGGCGCGGUUGUCGCCCGUCAGCAACUUGGGUCUGAAUGUUAACACCCUACUGAAACAGAAAGCCAUUUCCACCUCCAUGCACUCACUGUACGGUCUGGGCCUCGGUCAGCAGCAGAAGGUUUCUGCUCUGUCCCCUAACGCCAAGGAAUUUGUGUUCCCCAGUCUCCAGGGUCAGGCCAGCCCCGGGCCAUCGUUCUCCACCGAGGGCUCCCUGGGGCUCGGACCUCUGCCGUACAACAAUGCCUUCGAUGUGUUCACAGCCUAUGGAAGCCUCAAUGACAAGUCCCUCGUGGAUGGCCUCAACUUUAGUCUGAGCACCAUGCAGUAUUCUAACCAGCAAUUCCAGCCUGUCAUGGCUAACUAAACUCACCACACAGAUGCUUGGUUAUUUAUGAAUGACGGUGGCUCGAAAGAGAGGAAAAACAAAACGCACACUUUUUAGAAACUGAACUGCUUAGUGACUCGUCCGGCAAGCGCAUGUGCCCAAGGGUGUGUUAACUGGAAGCCCUUGAGUUGAUUUCUUGCUCAGAAAGCUUGUUGUACAAACACAUCCAAGCUUGGUUAUUUGAAUUAAAUUAAUCACGUCAUUGUUUUUCUUUCCCGUUUGGCCAAACAAGCACAACUUUUUUUUUUUUUUUUUUUUUUUUUUUACCAUGGUGAGGAAUACUCCCAAAAUUAAGAAAAAAAGCAAAAAAAAAAGUUUUGGCUUCUUCUACAGAAUUUUACAGGCGGUAAGACAAGGCUGAUUUUUAUGAAUUGGCACUACUAAGUGGGGUUACUUGGUCUUUUUCUAAUUGUAUAAUUUAAUUUAGUACAAAAUUUGUAAGAUAUCAGAGUAUAUAUUGUUUCUACGACAUGGUGUUGCAUUUAUAUCUUUUUACUACUCCAGUGAUCUGUGAUGGCUGCAGCAGAUUUUCAUUUCUUUUUUUAAAAGAAAUCCAUCUUUAAAGAGAUACACCAGAUACUUUAAAGAUUGUGUACAGUGUAUUCCUUUUAGUGGUGGAAAUGUGUAGAAAUAUUUGCUAUUUCUGAAAGAUGAAUUGUAUUUUCUGUUAAAAGGUUGAAGAGUUUCCUACACUAUGGACAAAUGUAAUCGUAUGGAUAUUGAUUUUUGUACCUACAUUGUGCAAUACUUGAUGAAGAAAAAAAAAUACGGUAUAAAGUAUUUUGAGUCAGUGUCUUACAUGUUAAGAGGGACUGAAAUAGUUUAUAUUAAGUUUGUAUUAAAUGCUUUAAAAAUAUGCUUGUCUUUAUUUUUUUUAAUUUCAUAUUUGCACCCUGGUCUUUUUAAUAAAAUAAACAGUUGGAAGCGCUUGUUGAAAGUGAA